This is a messenger RNA of Clunio marinus, 216 nucleotides long. NCBI's taxonomy places the organism in Eukaryota, Metazoa, Arthropoda, Insecta, Diptera, Chironomidae. The record is from the annotation of a GenBank genome assembly.
AUGCAACAUCUUAAAUCACAAAGUAAAAGUUCUGAGUUUUGCAUAAAUUUAUUUUUAAAUCAGCAGUCAACACAACUUUUACAACAAAGUGGAAACGAUUUUAAAAUUGCACAAUUUCAAGGCCAUAAAAAUAUAAAUAAAUCGCAAAUCGUAAAAUGCUUCACCACCAGCUCAAAUAAUACACAGAAUCAUUUCAAAUUUUCCAUUAAUUCUUAG